AUAGACGAUCUUCGACGGAAUCUGGCGAACAGUGGCCCCUCGUGGUCAUUCGCCGCCAUUGCAGCGCGUGUGCAUAUCCUGUUUCUCUGACUCAGAGGAUGAUGGCUAUCGGGAGAGGAGGUUAGCCGAGCUGGUCCGCAUAGAUGCUCGCGCCGCUGGACAACACUACGAGCAAGAACAGAAAACAGCUGAUAUCCAAAGAUGGAGGGGUUUGCUGCAGACAUGCUGAGCGGCGGCCGGGCUCUGCUGGACGAGGACAGCUCAGUGAUGGCGCGCAUGCAGAAGAAGUUCUGGAAGACCAAGCAGGUCCUCAUCAAAGCUACAGGCAAGAAGGAGGACGAGUAUGUGGUGGCUUCAGAUGCCGACCUGGACUCCAAGCUUGAGUUCUUCCGCUCCGUUCAGCUAACGUGCACAGAGCUGCUGAAGGUGAUCGAAAAGUACCAGCACAGAAUCACACGGUUGUCCCAGGAGGAGAACGAGCUCGGCCUGUUCUUGCGUUUCCAGGCUGAACGUGACCGAACUAAGGCCGGGAACAUGAUGGAGGCCACCAGCAAGGCCCUGUGCACCUCUGCCAGGCAGAGGAUGGCGCUUUGCCCGCCGUUGCAGCGCAUGUACCAGGAAGUGGAGACGUUCCGGCGGCGCGCCAUUGCCGACACGCUGCUGACGGUCAGCCGGAUGGAGAAGGCCCGCACGGAAUACAGGGGAGCGCUGCUUUGGAUGAAAGACGUCUCUCAGGAACUGGACCCGGACACUUACAAACAGCUGGAGAAGUUCCGCAAGGUCCAGUCGCAGGUCAGAGGGACUAAGAGCCAGUUUGAGAAGCUGAAGAACGACGUGUGUCAGAAGGUGGACAUGCUGGGAGCAAGUCGCUGCAACAUGCUGUCUCACUCCCUCUGCACCUACCAGACCACCCUGCUGCAGUUCUGGGAGAAAACGGCCAACGCCAUGUCGGGAAUCCAUGAGGCCUUCCAAGGGCACAUACCAUAUCAGUUCACCACAAUCAAGCAUCUACGGGAUCCACUGGAGGAAAUCUCUGUUUCCCAAAAAGAAGAGAAGGAUGAAAAGGCCCGACAGAGCAACACAGACAGCCUGGUGUCCUUGGAUGACGACAAGCCAGCAGAAAGUGCGUCUAAUUCAGAUCUUAAGCUCAGCAGUGAUGGGCAGAGCAAGGCUGGUGAGAGUGCCAUGCACGACCUCAGAGGGCUCUCUGGAGACUCCGGCGAUGACCUUAUGCUCAUGGCCUGCGGCAUGCCGCCCCCAACGGACACCCCCCUGGUCCCGCCUCCUCCCCAGGACGGUGACCAGAGCGAGAGCUGGAGCUUCGGACGCUUCGAGUCCGGCCUCCCACAGCUGCCCGCCUCGGGUGACAGUUUGCUGAUCCCGUCAGAACCAGGGGUAACGCUGGAGGAGGAAGAUGGCGAGCGCAGCGACAUGGCUUUCCUGAAGGACCUCCUUAGCCCGGGCCCAGGGGGCAGCGAUGAGUUCAGCAGAGAGUGGCAGGACGCCUUCGGGGCGUUCGACCCUCCUAGCGUUCCUGCAGCAGGCACCGGACCCGCCCGUCCCCCUUCCAACCCACCCAGCCCCACAGGCUUCCUGCCGUCACAGCUGCUGGAUCACAGUUUGAGCUCCUCAGGUUGGGUGACCCCGCCCAUGUUCCAAGCUCCACCCCUGCAGCUGCCGCCUGGUCAGAACCAGGCAGCUCCCCGCUCUCAGCCAGCUGCAGCUAACGCUUCAGGAGGAUCCAAAGACAUGUCUGCGUGGUUCAACCUGUUCGCCGACCUCGACCCGCUUUCCAACCCCGACGCCAUCGGACGCUCUGCUGAUGAGCUGCUCAACGCCUGAACCUCUUCUUUGAGCUGCUUCAAUGUACCUUCACUCUCUUAAAAAAAACAUCUAUAUUACAGCAAAUUUUCAUUCCAUCAUAAUUGAGCACAUACACACACUAAUCUCCUUAGAAGCUCGAAACACUGAGCUGAUAAACUCUCAGCUGCUGUAACCGACUUUAAUACCAAGUCAAACACCGAAGCUGCGGUGGUUCGUGUUAGGGAGGAUGUCUGGGCCCCGCCUUUGUUUUGGAUGUUGCCGUGUGCUUUCUGUGUUUGUUUUGCCGAGUGUACAUAUCCAGAGAUCCAGGGUGGAUUUAAAAAAAAAAAAAGUCUUUAUGCUGAAAACGGUUUGUGUGAAGUACCACAUGAUUGUCACAAAUGAUUCAUAGGUUGGGAUGUGAUAGGUCUGUCUUUCAGAAAUCCUGACCCCGAAAAAUCGACACACUAAUCCAUCAUUUAUCAGCCUACAGGCAAAGUGAAACCACUACACUUCCAUUGCAUUUAAACAAAAAAUUUAAAGCCAAAAUGUGUAGUUAGUGCUUUUUAAUUGUACACUUUCAGCUCUUUAUGGAGUAAAAACUAAUAUAACAAGCUGAUGUUUGCUGGGUACUUUCCAGAAAGCCAUAUUUGUCUUUCAUGUUCUAUAGAAUUGGAGAAAACUCCCAUCGCUUUCUGUGGCAUCUCAUUAAUGGAGCCUUAAACGACAGAAAGGAACAUUUUAUUGAUUUGGAAACUAGUUUUAAAUCAGCCCCUACCUACUUGUGCGGCUGCAUCAUUUAAGCAGUUUGUCCUGCUUUGUGCAUGAGCUACUGCCAUGUUUAUCUGUUUGCAGUAGAACUUGUCUGCACACCUUUUGCCCAAAGAAAAUAAGCAAACUAUACGACAGAACAGGGCAGGUACAGAAAAAUGCAAUCCAACAGCUAAAGUUAAAAUUCUUUUUCUCAAUAGUUUUUUGAUAAUGAGAUAUGGUUAAAUGACUGAUAAACAAUGAGCACAACUGGAAAGUUAUUGGUUUCCUCUGGGGUUAUAAAAUGUCAUAAGUGAACAAACCCAAACUGAGAUCAGAACCAGAAUGAAUGCAAAUAAGUUGAAACUUAAAUUUUGCAGUAAAUUUUAUGUGAUAUUUGUCUAGAACUGAAGCAGAGUGGACUGUUUUAUGUGUAUCGAAUGGAAGUUGGAGCGGAGGAAAUGGUCAAAAGGUGGUUACGAUCUGGCAAAAGAGGUGAAUUGAGCCAGACCCAGUUUUAGAAACGGGUAUUCCUAACUUUCAUUUUAGUUUAGAAAGGUUCAAGAUGUCAGAUUUGGGAUUUAGAAAGCUGACCACUCAGCCAGAUAAAUAUUUCCAACUGCAGAUGAAAUGACCAAAUCAGAAAGUCAACAUAUCUCCUGAAAGCUAACACUAGCUUGCUAACAUGACUAUGAAUUGCAGUUGGAACAGUAACUGUCUUGUUCACCGUCGUUAACUUCUGCUAAUUAGAAAUGGAACCGCAUAUUUCGGGGUUCUUUCACAUUUGUAGGUCAAUUUUCCAGAUUUUUCCAGAGAUCUGUUGUUCUUAGCAAAUAUAAAACCUGACAGAAAAACAUGGAUGGAUGUGAUGGAUGACUUCUAGAUAUACAUAUAUUUUUCCAUACUUCCUUUAGUUUUUCAACAUUAACCCAGAACUACAAAUUAACUUUGCAAGAGCCCUAUUAUUUGGUCAUAAAGUAUUAGUCUGGCACGUCAUCUUUCCACAUCCUGUCACAGCUAAACUGGGAAAAGCAGAGCUAACUGAGCCAUUUAAUGGGUUCUUCAUGAUGCAGCAGAUACCAAAUGCCUCGACAUGUGGUUGAGAUUUAGUCAAAUGGUCUGAAGCUAACUUUAAACUGUGAAUUCUCAGACUGAAAUUCAAGGUGUGUAACGAGGAAUAAACCCUCUAGCGAUGGCCUUAAAGGGCGAAGCCUAUACGAAAUAGAACAUCUCCAAAUGACAUGGUUGAAAUUCCAUCUACUGAAUCCAUAAUCACAAGUCUAAGGCCAAGAAGACCUCUUUCGCUUGCAAAUGAUUGGUGCAUCAUAGUCAUAAUAAUCAGCUCUCUGGGCAUUGUGAGAUACAAAACCAUAACAACUACGAAUUAAAACUCAAAUAUUGACUAUUUUAGCUUCAUGUGCCGUGUAUUUAUAGCAUCUGUGUUUAACUGAAUCAAUCCAAAGGAGCUGCUUAACAAAAAGGGAUUCAUCUCCAUGUGUGGAUUGCUGACAACUGAAUGCUUCAGUGUGAUUUAGUGCAAAUUUGUUUCUUAAAGGGAUUUUUUAAAAAUGGAAAAUAAAAAGGGUCCAAAAUGCACCAAAAUCCUCAGUUGGGAUAUUUGUUUGCCGACAUAUUUAACAAACUGCACAUUAAUAUCCCGACUCACCUACAAGACACAAUUAUGUUUCACUUUAUUUACCUUCUAAUGCAACUUAAAAAAAAUAUAUUACUAUUUCUGUCACAUCAAGUGUAAAUCUUACUUUUCACACUGAAAAUAAAAGAAUGUAUUUCUCAA
Molecule: messenger RNA, 4348 nt
Organism: Poecilia latipinna (sailfin molly)
Lineage: Eukaryota; Metazoa; Chordata; Actinopteri; Cyprinodontiformes; Poeciliidae
Gene: ical1
Product: islet cell autoantigen 1-like
Exons: 15
Coding region: 202-1842 (546 amino acids)
Biological process (GO): regulation of transport
Cellular component (GO): Golgi apparatus
Molecular function (GO): protein domain specific binding
Source: RefSeq, a predicted model, not a curated record